AUGUCAGACCCAAUGCUAAAUGCUGCAAGACAAAUUGGUGGCCAGUUUGCUGUUCAUCAGAAGGAAAAGGUAACCGUUUUUAUUACUGCAGAUAUCCACAAUGAAUGUAGCCAGCAAUGUUGGUUGACUAAAUAUUUGUCCGCGUUCCAUUUUAAAUAUUAUUUUACUGUGGAUAAUGCAUAUUUUGGCAAAAAAUUGGCUCUUAUAUUAUUCUCUUUUUUGCAUCGAGACUGGACGAUCAAGUAUGGUUCUUUGGAUUCACCAUUACCCCCAUGA
Molecule: messenger RNA, 276 nt
Organism: Loa loa (African eye worm)
Lineage: Eukaryota; Metazoa; Nematoda; Chromadorea; Rhabditida; Onchocercidae
Exons: 3
Coding region: 1-276 (91 amino acids)
Biological process (GO): endoplasmic reticulum to Golgi vesicle-mediated transport
Cellular component (GO): COPII-coated ER to Golgi transport vesicle; Golgi membrane; endoplasmic reticulum-Golgi intermediate compartment
Source: RefSeq, a predicted model, not a curated record